Molecule: messenger RNA, 456 nt
Organism: Ruditapes philippinarum (Manila clam)
Lineage: Eukaryota; Metazoa; Mollusca; Bivalvia; Venerida; Veneridae
Product: mitochondrial import inner membrane translocase subunit Tim23-like
Exons: 5
Coding region: 82-456 (124 amino acids)
Source: RefSeq, a predicted model, not a curated record
AACAUAUUCUUCAUAUGUCUUAUUAAACAAGAACAUCCCAAAAAUUGUGCAUGUUCUGUGUUAUUGCAUAAGUCCAUAAUUAUGACAGAAAAUAAAGGCUUUGGUGGUUUUUUCGGGUCCAGUGAUCCAGAUCUAAAUAUUCCAGUGAAAGGGACAGCAGCUCUCUCACCUUACAUGAACUUAGAUCCAAGAAUAGUUCAAGAUAAUGAAAAUUACAUUUUAUCUGAAGGAGCUGGAGGUCAUCAGAGAGGCAAGUUUGAAAAAGCAUUCUCUCAGAUAGGUGGAUGUGUAUUUAUAGGUGGGGCACUGGGAGGAGCUAAUGGUGUUAUCUCAGGUAUCAAAACAUCGAAGGGGUACCAAGCCUCUGUUAAGAGAACACACAUGUUAAACGUUAUUAGCAAACAAGGAGCAUCAUCAGCCCAAGCAUUUGGAACUGUUGGUAAGUAUUAUCUCUAA